Messenger RNA from Cordyceps militaris CM01, 2490 nucleotides. RefSeq lists its product as uncharacterized. Lineage: Eukaryota; Fungi; Ascomycota; Sordariomycetes; Hypocreales; Cordycipitaceae. The record is from RefSeq and is a predicted model, not a curated record. The coding region runs from base 1 to 2490 and encodes 829 amino acids. The transcript is spliced from 3 exons.
AUGUCGGACGAAAUUCGGCAACUUAAGAGAGCGCUCGAGGAGCAGACGCACCGGGCCGAUAAGGAAAAGCGUCGGGCUGAUGAGGAGAAGCGUCGGGCUGAUGAGGAGAAGCGUCUACGCGAGCAGGCAGAACAGAACACGGCAGCCAUGAAAGCCGCACUACUGCGAGAACAGGAGGAGCGCACAAGGACCACUCUCGACCAACCACUCGAGGACUACUUGAAGCGCGUCCACCGACUAAAUUACCAUAUGCCGCGCCUCCUACCACCGCUCAAAAAGACAAUAACGACGCUAUCAGAAGGUCACCCGUCCAAGUCAACCACGCAAGGCCGAACCGAUAUUAAAAACAAGUACUACCCUCUGCACAUGCGCGAGUGGACCGACUUCCCAGACCUUUGUCAACAACAAUUUCACCGUAUCCGAAGCGAGCUUGGCACGCGGCCGCUUUUCCCGUCAGCUGCUGAGGUCAAUUUCUGUGAAAAGAGCCUGCUCGAGGAAAUACCCAGUAGCUUCGUGGAGUCCGAGGCGUUUCUAAGCGCGAGCAGGUCGUCCCUUUUUCUGCACGAGACGCUGGAGCGGCCUGUGCAGCGUAUUAUAAAUGCAUACCUCAACACAAGCGGGAACAAGCCGCCGUUGUAUUUCGACUGCCACUCGGCCGGCUGGCAGGCGCGCAAUGGCGGCGACACCAGUGUCAGCGCCAGAACAGCUGAGGACUGCACAGGCCAGAACAGCGGCCCAGCCGAGCCUAAGAUCAGUCAGCGUCCCAAGAAAAUUCAGCCCGACUGCUUGGUCCUCCGCCCGGAGAUGGUCUCGACAGGAGCCAGCCUGGUGGCUCCCUUCGAUCGUUAUAGCGACAACGACGGGAAGGCUGCCACACGCGAUGUUAUACGUGUAACAGUCGGCGAGCACAAGGCUUUUCACCGGCUCCGCGCAGCGAUAGUAUCUCGGUUCUUGAAAGACACCAUGGCCGACGAUUUCAUGGUGCGGCUGGCGCGGAAAGCCUCGUCGAAGCAGGUUGUGCCAGGCGUGACUAGCCAGAAUACGACCAACCCAGCCGAGUCAACGCCGUCGACCAACAUCCCGGGCCGGAUCUUCUUUGCCUACGCGCUAGCACAAACCUUUCACUACAUGGUGAUUUCUGGGCUCGAGUUUGGCUACAUGGCCGCUGGCGAGAGCCUCUCGUUUCUACGCAUUCCGCGCGAUGACCCGACCACGCUGCUAUACUAUACGCAAGUCUUUCCACAGUAUUGUUGCGCGGCAGGGCCAAGCUCAGAUGAACCUAGCACAGUUUCCGACGACGCGGCAUUUAAUGUUGAUGAGCUGGCCAUUGCCAAGCUCUGCGCUCUGGCUCUCCUCGCGUAUGAAUCACCUAAGGCCCCGCCGCGGCAAAUCAAUAUCCACCUUUCGCAACUGGCCGAGUUUCCUAACCUACCGAAGCCACCGAGUGAUGACUCGGCAGCGUUGUCUCCGACUAGCCCACCAAGUCGCGAUAGCAGCAGUGAACGCAGACGGCGACGGCGUGACGAAACAGGCGACGACGACGACGAUGAUGACGUUGAUGACAGCGACCGGCGUGGACGUAGUAUGACACAUCGGCCUCGGAACCCCUCGCCUCUUAAAAAGCAGUCGUCGACGCCCGGGCAGCAACCAUCGAACGCUGACGCCGACGCCAACGCAGCAGCCUCUCACGCACGAUUCGCCAAUGGCUCACAGCCUGGGCGUGGCCGCUGCCUUCCAUCGAGGCCUAGCCCCUUUGAUCCAGCAUCAUUUAAGCCAAUGCGGCCAUACUGCACACAUUUAUGUCUACGGAGUCUGGCUCAGGGAGAUGGUAUCGUUGACCAUGACUGCCCGAAUGUCCUCCUGCAUUUGGAAGCAGCCCGGCGGAUUGGAGGCCCGGCGGCAGACCGCGCCCGCCACCCCAUCGGGCCUUCGAAGCUCGUAGAGCUGGUGCAGCUGCAGCUGCUCAACAAUGUAGAGCAGGACUGCGAGUGCCUCCUUAGCCACGGUCUAAAUGGCGCCAUUGGCUGUCUCUUCCGGCUAACUGUGACGGGUUUUGGCUACACCCUGGCUGCCAAGGGGGUGCAGACGUUUCACGCGCAUCGGAUUCGGCAUGAGGCUGCAGUGUAUAAGAAGCUCGCGGUGCAGCAGGGCAUCCUGAUCCCUGUGUGCAUCGGCGUGGUGGAACUGCGGCUGCCGUAUCCCAUGACCAACUCAAAGCUCAUUACGCACAUGCUGCUGCUCUCGCACGCCGGCACCCCGCUCUACUCACCCACGUUGCGCCGGCGGCUUGAGGCGCGCCAGGUGGAUGUGGAUGCGGAGGCGAGCCGUACGCUUGAGGAGCUGCAGGCGUUGGGAGUUGAAGACGACGACGACACGAGCAAUGGGAAUCUUACAUGGUGUGCCAGCGCCGGUCGGGUCAUGAAGAUUGACUUUGACCACGGUGUGAUGAGUAUAGGCAAAAGAGACAGCAGCAAGAGCAACGGCAUAUAA